Molecule: messenger RNA, 2887 nt
Organism: Neofelis nebulosa (Clouded leopard)
Lineage: Eukaryota; Metazoa; Chordata; Mammalia; Carnivora; Felidae
Gene: CASP7
Product: caspase 7
Exons: 7
Coding region: 583-1488 (301 amino acids)
Biological process (GO): apoptotic process; proteolysis
Cellular component (GO): cytoplasm
Source: RefSeq, a predicted model, not a curated record
AUUUGGAAAAAGGGGGCGUGGAUUGAGACGCGAAGGAGGGGAUCGAUCUCUCGCAAGGCAGGCAGUGAGCGCUCGGGUGUCUGACUGCCCUGGGCGCCAGUCCCCGCGUCCCUGUUUGUCAACUGUGGGCCUCGGUCCUCCCUGUGCCUGUCUGUUAAAUGGGAUCGGUGGUGACCGCGGGCUGACGGUUGCUGCCAGGCUGUAAGGAGGUGACAGGUGCACAGCCCCUCCGUCGGAGCUCAGUGCGUUGGAGCUACCGUCGUCCUGGCUGGGGCCCCUGGUACUGAGCUCUUGAAGGUCUCUUGAGGAAGUGAAAAAAAGGCAGGCUGCAGGUCACCUUGCUACCGUUCACUGUUGUACUCAAGUUUAGCGUUUAUGGGGCAGUAAAAUCGCUUGUGGGUUAUUCUGUGUGGGUCAUUUCUAGGCCAUUUCGCCUGAACUCUUGCUCUGGCAGGCUACGUGGCCCUGUCCCUUGUUUACUUACAGGUUAUUUCCUCCUUCGGGGGCUACAGCCUGAGCCCUUACAAGGGGGAUGAACACAAGAAAAUAACAGUAGGCCUGCCCUCUCCAGGCACAGCAGAGAUGGCAGACGAUCAGGGCUGUGGCGUGGAGCAAGCAGCUGGGGACUCAGCAAGCAGAGAUGCAGUUGAUGCUAAGCCAGACCGGUCUUCCUUUGUGCCAUCACUCUUCAGUAAAAAGAAGAAAAAUGGCUCGGGAAGAUCAGUCACGACCACCCAGGACCGAGUGCCUGCAUAUCAGUAUAACAUGAAUUUUGAGAAGGUGGGCAAAUGCAUCAUCAUAAACAACAAGAACUUCGACAAAAAGACAGGCAUGGGCGUCCGAAACGGAACAGACAAAGAUGCCGAGGCUCUUUUCAAGUGCUUCAGAAACCUGGGUUUUGAUGUGGUCGUCUACAAUGACUGCUCUUGUGCCAAAAUGCAAGAUCUGCUGAAACAAGCCUCUGAAGAGGACCACAGAAAUUCGGCUUGUUUCGCCUGCAUCUUACUAAGCCACGGAGAAGAAAAUUUAAUUUAUGGAACAGACGGCGUGACCGCGAUAAAGGACUUGACAGCCCAUUUUAGGGGGGACAGAUGCAAAACUCUUCUAGAGAAACCCAAACUCUUCUUCAUUCAGGCUUGCCGGGGGACCGAGCUCGAUGACGGGGUCCAGGCUGACUCGGGGCCUAUCAAUGACACAGAUGCCAAUCCCCGAUACAAGAUCCCCGUUGAAGCCGACUUUCUCUUCGCCUAUUCUACAGUCCCAGGCUAUUACUCAUGGAGGAACCCGGGCAGCGGGUCCUGGUUUGUGCAGGCCCUGUGCUCCAUCCUGAACGAGCAUGGCAAGAGCCUGGAGAUCCUGCAUAUCCUCACCAGGGUGAACAACAGGGUGGCCAGGCACUUUGAGUCCCAGUCUGAUGACCCCUACUUCCACGAGAAGAAGCAGAUCCCAUGUGUGGUCUCUAUGCUCACCAAGGAACUCUACUUCUGAAAAUAACCAUCCCAGGGAUGCAUUCUAGCCGAAAAGCUACGGAUCAUUUGUUCAUGAGUCUUUUUUUUUUUUUUUUUUUUUUUUUUAAUGCUCUUGAAAUACCAGGAAAUUCUAAAGGAUUUUAAUUUUAGGAACACUUGUUGAUUCAACAGGAAAGAAACUUUUCUGGUGCUGUCUUAUGUAUCUAUGUUUUGGGAGAGUUUUGUUUUGUUUUGUUUUGUUUUGUUUACAAUGUUGUCCAUUUGAUGACUUCGUAAUUUCUUCUUAAGACUAAUUUUCUGUUUGUAUUUUUCUCCUUGUUGUCAUUUAGUACAUACAACAAAAACGACCUCUGCAGAUGACUCUCGGCUGUGCCCACCAUGAUCAGUGGUGACACGGCAGACAGAGUCCUAUUUGCACCUGGCAAAGAGCAUUCCAGUGCUUGAGAAAAAGCAGUGUGUGUUCACCUGUAUUGCAUAAAGUGGGUAUUGAGUGUGAUUUGAGUGAUUUUUCAUCGGCUUAGGGCAGAUUCUCACGCAAAAAUUCCCAGAGAAGUUAAAGGAGAGGGAAAAAAAUCAAUGAAUCUAAUACAUAUCAGACAGAAAACAGAAGCCAUACUAGGUGUUUCAAUAGAGGGGCUUUAAUAGAGGAGAUUGACUUACAAAGAUAAUCAAAAAGAAGCCAAAUAAAAGGAAUCUGGUACCACCGAGGGAUAUGAAAAGGUGUGGUUCCCUUAAUCCAGAAGCUGGGGUAGCCCACAGGAACUGGCCACAUGGGCAUGGUGGGAGCUGCCUGGUGAGAGCUAGGAUCACCCAGGGAUAGUGGGAGUUGGAGCCAUGGCACAGACAAAGCCCCUGCCUGAGAUGGGGCAAUACCAGCCGAGUCAGAUGUGGAAAAAUACCCCAGCUUCAUCUCUCCCGCCCUGAGUCUCCCCCUGGCACCCUACCCUACCAGCAUUACCUGGAAGCCAGCUGGCAAGGGCCCUUGGAAAUGUGAUUUCAUGCAGUACAGAGCACAGCAAAGCCUAGUGAGGCAGGGCAGGAACAAGAAAUGGUUAUCAGAAUGGCCCAUAAUGUGAAUAUAAGUCAUCAUAUUCCCUGAUGUUCAGCAAUUCCUCCAUUCAAUCAUUUAUUCAUUGCGUUGUCAGAUAAUCUAUGUAUUGCCCACUCUGUGCAAAAUAAUCUUUUUUUAGCUUUAACAUAUACCUGGAACUUGUUAGAUUAUUCCAAGCCUCAUUCUGAGUAAAUUUCUUGUUACCUCUAAUUCUAUUAUGUGGGCAAUGUUUAUGGCAGAUUCUCGCACUUUGUUUACAAGGUUACUUUUUGAAUUCUUGAUAAGUUACUAUUUUAUUCUGCCUAAUAACUGGUUAACACACAGAUGUUCAUAUUUAUUGAUUAAAAUGUGGUUGCUUAAUUCCUAA